Molecule: messenger RNA, 1332 nt
Organism: Cheilinus undulatus (humphead wrasse)
Lineage: Eukaryota; Metazoa; Chordata; Actinopteri; Labriformes; Labridae
Gene: wt1a
Product: WT1 transcription factor a
Exons: 9
Coding region: 1-1332 (443 amino acids)
Biological process (GO): regulation of transcription by RNA polymerase II
Cellular component (GO): nucleus
Molecular function (GO): RNA polymerase II cis-regulatory region sequence-specific DNA binding; DNA-binding transcription factor activity, RNA polymerase II-specific
Source: RefSeq, a predicted model, not a curated record
AUGGGUUCAGAUGUACGUGACCUGAACUCCUUGUUGCCCCCACUUCCUACAGGCCCUAGCCCCAGCUGUCCUGCCCUGCCUGUCAACUCAGCCCCUCAGUGGGCUCCUGUUCUGGACUUCCACACCACUGGAUCCCCUUAUUCUACCCUUGCAUCCACCCACACCUCCCUGGGACAACAUUCCUUUAUCAAGCAGGAGCCUACUUGGGGGACCAACACCGAUCCCUAUUACCAUGAAACUGACCCUCACUGCAGCCUUAGUGCCUUCACUGUUCACUUCUCUGGGCAAUUUACAGGGACUGGGGCCUGUAGAUAUGGAGCACUGGGGCCACAACAUCCUCCUCCACCAACCUCCAGUCAACCCCCAACUGUGGCUGCCGCACACCACCACCAGCCCCCCAACAGAAUAUUCAGCAACCCACCGCACCUAAGCAACUGUAUGGACCCACAGCAAACAGCUCGCAACCAGACAGGAUACAGUGCAGUUGCAUUUGAUGGACCUGGUAAUUACAAUCACGUUCCUACACACCACAGCUCCCAGUUCACCAAUCACUCCUUCAAACAUGAAGAUUCUUUGCCUCAACAAAACCCAGUUGGUGAGCAGCAGUACCCCAUUCCUCCUCCUGUCUACGGAUGCAACACACCUUCAGACACCUGCACAGGUGGCCAAGCUCUUCUGUUGAGAAACCCUUACAACAGUGGUGAAAAUUUAUAUAAAAUGACCUCUCAAUUGGACUGUGUUGCAUGGAACCCUAUCAAUACUCUGGCAUCCACCAUGAAAAGUCAUGCUGCAGGCUAUGAAAGUGACCCCAGCACCCCCUUGGUGUACAGCUGCAGCACGCAAUACCGCAUACACACACACGGUGUCUUCAGAGGCAUACAGGAUAUGCGGCGGGUGCCCAGCCUUGCUCAAGCCAUAGUUCGAUCAGAGAGCAGCGAGAAACGUCCAUUUGUGUGUGCCUACCCUGGAUGCAACAAGCGCUACUUCAAGCUGUCUCAUUUGCAGAUGCACAGUCGCAAACACACAGGGGAGAAACCCUACCAGUGUGAAUUCUCAGAUUGUGGCAGGAGGUUUUCUCGUUCUGACCAGCUCAAAAGACACCAGAGGAGGCACACAGGAGUUAAACCUUUCCAAUGUGAGACGUGUCAGAGAAAAUUCUCUCGGUCUGACCACCUUAAGACUCACAACAGGACUCAUACAGGUAAAACAAGUGAGAAGCCUUUUAACUGCCGUUGGCCUAACUGUCAGAAGAAGUUUGCCCGCAGCGAUGAGUUAGUGCGACACCACAAUAUGCACCAGAGGAACCUCACCAGACUCCAGCUGGCCAUCUAA